Messenger RNA from Cordyceps militaris CM01, 1404 nucleotides. Its product is annotated as Nucleus export protein Brr6. NCBI's taxonomy places the organism in Eukaryota, Fungi, Ascomycota, Sordariomycetes, Hypocreales, Cordycipitaceae. Gene Ontology annotation, biological process: lipid homeostasis; nuclear envelope organization. The transcript is spliced from 3 exons. Bases 1 to 1404 code for a protein of 467 amino acids. Gene Ontology annotation, cellular component: nuclear envelope; nuclear membrane. The record is from RefSeq and is a predicted model, not a curated record.
AUGAAUCCACGCACCGGUGAAGGGCACAUGGACUGGGAGUACAGUGGCAAUGCGCAAUACGAUCCCUCCAGUCCCUUUACGCACGUCGCACAGCGAACCUCGGGCUUAAGUGGUUUCUCGUCCCCUUCUAAAGGAAAUGGACGCCCGAAUCCCUUCGCAAGCCUUCCUUCGCCAUCCAAACCGCAGCCGCCCUCCAGUAGCCGCUUCGCGCCUCAAAUUCCGGCCAAGAGCGCAGCUCCUCCCUUCCGUAACCCAGCGUUUACAACGCCGCGAAAAGCACACGACGAAACGACUUUCUCCGAAGCUUCGGGCGCAGAGGACAGUCCCGCUCUCACAGAAGCAUCAGACGUGCCCAACGAUACGCCAGACGUGGACCAAAUGGGCGACAUCUUCAUGGGAGGCUUUAUCACGCCAACCAAAAUCAGUAAGGCGGCACGCUACGGCCGAUCUUCUCACAACAAAAAGCCCAGUUCUGGCAAAGGCGAGAUAAGGAGCAAUCGAGACCCGUCGCGCUCAGCGCUGCAGCGGAAGCGGAAGCGCCAUAAUCUAGACCGUGACGUGGGCAGCGUUGUGCGCUACCAUGGUCACGACGAGUCGGAAGGCGAUACUGAUGCAUCUGUCUGGUCCGAAGGGAAAUUGCAGAACGAUAAGGGUCAAGGCAGAGUGCAGCAACGCGGCCUUUUGGGAUCCGUAUUUCAUAUGCUCGACGAACACCCUAACGCACCCGAGAACCUACAUCGUUGGAUUCAGCUCUUUAUCAACUUGCUGGUGGCUACGACUGUCAUUGGCGUUGGCUGGUCCAUUGUCUCGACCAUCCGCUCUGACAUCCGCAAUGCCAACGAAGGCGCUCGCCUGAAGAUUAUGAGCUCCAUUGCAGAGUGCACGAAACACUGGAAGGAUAACUCUUGUGAAUCCAACGAUAAGCCUUUCUUCCAGUCUCAGUGUGAUCAAUGGUAUGACUGCAUGGUGCAGAACCCAGAGUCGAUCAUGCGCAUCAAGGUGACUGCCAAGCAAAUCGCUGAGAUCAUCAAUGAAUUUUCGGAUGCGAUGAAUUUCAAGGCAUGGGGAUUCUUCUUUUCCAUUAUCAUCCUUUGCUUAUUCGGGAAUAAUCUCAUUCUUGGCCGCAACACCAACAGCAGCCAAGCUGCCUCGUACAACCGUGAACCAAUAAAGAAUAUCAACGGUAUGGGUGACGACCCGAACGUCAUGUGGAUGCCUGUGCAGACACCGCGUAUGAAGCGACAUGCGAUGCUCGACGAUGGAUCUGAUACCGACAGCUCCCUCCCACGGUCAACGCCACUGAUGCUCCCGCAUUACACGCCAAGCGGGCGAAAGAGUCCUAGUAAGGGUGAGCGAGCUAGGAGUCCGGUCAAGCACUUGCGGAGUCCAACCAAGGUUUACUAG